Beauveria bassiana ARSEF 2860 is the source of this 966-nucleotide messenger RNA. Its product is annotated as subtilisin-like protease PR1F. The transcript has a single exon. Gene Ontology annotation, molecular function: serine-type endopeptidase activity. Lineage: Eukaryota; Fungi; Ascomycota; Sordariomycetes; Hypocreales; Cordycipitaceae. Bases 1 to 966 code for a protein of 321 amino acids. Gene Ontology annotation, biological process: proteolysis. The record is from RefSeq and is a predicted model, not a curated record.
AUGAAAUUCACCAGUACCUUUGCCUUGUUAGCGCUACCUUUCGGUAUACUUGCGCAAGAACUUACCCAGACUGGAGCACCUUGGGGCCUUCGUGCCAUCUCGCAUCGCAAACCGCACGCGCGCCCACGGCAGACCAGCCUUCGCCGAUUCGAGUACUUUUAUGAUAAAAUGGCGGGAGAGGGCACUUUUGGGUAUGUCAUUGAUGGCGGCGUUCGCAUCACCCACAAGGAGCUUGAGGGGCGUGCUGAGAACCUCUGGACGGCGGAUUAUUCGUACCCAGGCAACGAGCCCAACUACGACGAUACGUCAGGCCACGGCACACACGUUGCCGGAAUCAUUGCCUCGAAAACCUACGGAGUGGCCAAGAAAGCCCGUAUUAUAGCUGUCAAGGUGCCAGACCGCUCCGGAACAAUGACGUCAUCAAAUCUACUGUCAGCUAUCCAUAGGUCUGUUAAGGAUAUCCUUGACAAGGGCCGUGUCGGCAAGGCCGUCAUCAACCUUUCUCUGGGUGGCUCCUGCCAACAGAAAUCAAUUUCGCAAGCCAUUACUCGGGCUGUGGCUAACGGGAUCACCGUUGUGCAAGCUGCCGGCAACAAUGGCAAGGACGCUAAAGACCAUUGCCUCGCCCCGAAUGCUAGGGCCAUCACCGUUGGAAACAUGGAUCAAGAUUGGACCGCAUACAGUACUUCUAAUUACGGGUCCACAGUGGAUAUAUUCGGGCCAGGAACAGAUAUUCUUUCACUUUCCAACGCAGACGAUAAGAAGUCUCAGUUGAUGACUGGCACGUCAAUGGCGGCACCUCAUGUUGCCGGUGUUGCCCUUACCUUCAUGUCAGGCUCUCCUAAGCGUCGUCACGACAUUGUGAGUCUGCUUGAUUCGACUUGCACCAAGGAUAAGAUAAAGGGCGACUUGCGCGGAUCUCCAAACAAGCUAGUCAACAACAACAACAAGAAACAGGAGAAAUAG